AUGACUAAUGUGUCUGCCAAAGAAAAUGUGGCUUUUGGUGAAAAUAUGAGGGAAUAUGAUCCACACAUGGGGCAGGUUGCGCCAUUGGAAGUUUUAGGAGGAAUGGGCACAUAUGACACGAGUCAGAAUGAAUUUGGCGCUACAGGGACAGGGAACGUACCCGGAAAAAACACCCAAGGCGAUGGAGAGAAUCGAACCCGCCACGUUUCUUACUGUACUCAAGCAGCUACAGGAGCAGGUGCUUCUGACCUCUUGGUCACGGAGACCUCUUUAGACAUCAAAAACUCAACUACUUCGAUAGCGACGUCAUGCAGCUCGAACCAGUUUCCUUGCGAUGAUGGAAAAUGCAUAGACAAGUUCCGGUGGUGCGAUGCCGUGACCGAUUGUGACGACGAUUCGGAUGAGACUUACUGUCGAAAAAGUUGGUGGCCUGUUUCGAAUCCAAACAAAUGCAAACGCCAUCACUUCAAGUGUGACAACGGGGUUUGCAUUCCUCGAGUCGGUCUUUGUGAUGGUAUCCCUUCUUGUUUGGACGGCUCCGACGAAGAAAAUUGUAAUGUAUCUUCGACUGUCAAGACACCGGUAACCAGCACAGCAAGUAUUGAGACCACUCAUUUGGGAACUGAACCAGAUGUCGACAAUGCUACACUUCCCAUUCUCAACUCCACUGUUAAACUGUUAACACACACCACCGUUACAUCGCUCACACCAGUGCCUCCAGCUCCUCAUGUUCUGGAGAUGAAAGAUGACGAAAACAUUCUGCAGACGACUUCUACUACCCAAGCUGCAAUCCAGUCCACGCAGAAAAUGCCCCAGAUCAGUGCUCCAACGGAAGCCAGCCGCAGUUUCAAACAUUUGGAUGUGAGAAGCCUUCAGCCACAAAAGGACAAAGCUUUGAAUUGGCUUUUAGCUCAGCGAGAUGAAAGCUCUGGAUGGGGUAAAGAUACUCCACGUUCUUUGGUAGCUAUAUACCUCUCGAAAUCAGUUUCACAAGUGAAAAAAGUGGAAGAGUUGAUAAUGUCUAAGCAGUUACAUCUUCAGUUGUCUGUUGCACUAAUGAACAAUGCUACAUCGCCAUUGCCAAUAUGCGAAUUGGCUCUUUUUGUUAAUGCCCUCCUUGCAACUUGCAGCAAUCCUCGAAAUUUCCAUGGACUCGAUUUAAUAUCCACUUUACGCCAAAGAGUUACUGCGGCGCAACAAAAGGGACAGUACAUCAGUCCUUUAGUGUACCUUUCGCUGUGCCUUAGCAACGAAACCACUUUCGACGACCUCAAGAAGAUGAAAGACAUAAUUUCAAGUCAAGUUCAUUUGAUGGACAGAAUAGAUAUUCAAGCCUUAACCACUUUGGCUGCAUCAUGCAUUGCGAAAAUUCCGAAAUAUUCAAGCAGCUACUUGCGAUACGAAGCUUCGAGGAAAUUGUUGCAGAAACUAGCGAAAAGCGGCUUACCUGAUAAUAUUUACGAAACUGCUCUCCUUACUCAGGCUUUGAAUGAAGUCCAGAUCAACGAAAUGCUCUGGAAUAGACAACGAGCCAUGAAGACAAUCCUUCAAAGUCAGAAGGAAGACGGAUCGUUUGGCGACAUUCUGGCAACUUACUUCGUUCUGCCGAUCCUUUCUGGAAAAUCUUUAGUGUCUCUGAACUCUCACUGCCAGACACACGAAGAUUUGAAGGAAAUGGACGUAUUGAAGAACCCAAUUGGUGAGAAACAUUAUGUCCAGUAUUCGUUGUAUUUUGGUUCUCCAGUUGAAAUGUCUCAGACGAUAAUGCUGAAGGUUGCAAAAGGGACCAACUUCCUGGAGGUUAUGAGACUGGCUGAGAAAGCGAAUCCUUUGUACAAGUUUGAAAUCGACUACUCUCAAAUUGUUCCUGCAGUAUAUACUCUUGGUGGAGUAACAAACGAUGUUGAGCGUGGAUUGUUCUGGAGUCUGUACAUUUCUAAAAAGGAUAUCAGAACCAACGCAACUAAACCUAUGAUUUUCACUGGAGACAUUCGCAAGUUGAUUCCUGAAACUGGGGAAGAAAACAUCUUUUGGUUCAAAUCUCUUGAAUAA
Molecule: messenger RNA, 2052 nt
Organism: Uloborus diversus
Lineage: Eukaryota; Metazoa; Arthropoda; Arachnida; Araneae; Uloboridae
Exons: 11
Coding region: 1-2052 (683 amino acids)
Biological process (GO): cobalamin transport
Molecular function (GO): protein binding; cobalamin binding
Source: RefSeq, a predicted model, not a curated record